AUGAAAAAUAAGCAUUGUAAGGAUGAUAUAAAAAAUAUAAAAGUUAACAACAAUAUUGGAAACAACUUAAAUGAUAUAAGCAAAAACAAAAGAGAACAGAAACAUUACGAUCGUACAAUCGUGUUUACGGGAAGCACUUCAUGGAAGGAUCCAUUUAGAAGUAUUAACAAACUAUCACAACCAGCAGGGGACCUCUCAAAACAGCCCGAAGGCCAGUUAAAAGAUGCGAGUAGGACCCUAUGCAAAAAAAUUUGUACAAACUUCAAUACUGCAAGAGCUCUGAUUGCUCAUGAGCAAAAAGUAAAAGUAAAAGCCACUGCUGAAUAUACAAUUUGCUUCUGCGUAACAUGCGAAAAGACAUUUGAAUCAGACGAUGCGCUGACUUGGAAUGUUUGGAAGGGAACACAUUCAAUUAGCAUUGGAUUUAUUGGCUACAAUGCCGCCAUCACAAAACAGUUCUCAACUAUGGGUAGACUUCAUGAAGUGUCAUCCCAAUGGAUGGAAAAUACCGGAAUUGAUGGAUUGUCGAUGAAAUUUAAAAGAGUUGUUCUGAUUGAAUUAGAGCUGUUGAAAAGAUGUGAAGAAGAAGUCGGCAUACUCAAAAAAGAAAUGUCUAGCUACUUGCUUCCUUUUUGCUGCUUGAAGAAACUCUUUACGUUAAGAUUUCAAUCAAGAACUACGAUAUUUUCGAUUCUCACUUUUACCACACGCUUGUCCUAUUCGUACGGAGAUUAGAAGACAAUGUGAAAGUGCGCGAAAAAACUAUAAAAACCCAAUUAAAAUUAAUGUGACGUGACGGGUCUCCAUCUCCGAGACGGAUCUUCAUCGUUUAUGUUCAAAACAGUUUUCUUCUUCUCCUCCUCACUCACUCCACGCAGCAUGUUCUAUUGUUUGUAAUCAAUUUAUAUUAUCAACUUGUGUCAAGUCAUUAAAAUAUGUUUCUGAACUAUAAAGGGAAUAAAGAAAUUGAGUUUGUUCCAAAGUCUUUUAGCCCGCAUUCAUUUCAUUCUACUUCAAUCAAAACUAUUAGCUGUAUACUAUUUCAACUAUUUGUAGAAUAUAUUUUUUUAACAAGUA
This is a messenger RNA of Hydractinia symbiolongicarpus, 1077 nucleotides long. RefSeq lists its product as uncharacterized. Lineage: Eukaryota; Metazoa; Cnidaria; Hydrozoa; Anthoathecata; Hydractiniidae. The coding region runs from base 1 to 735 and encodes 244 amino acids. The record is from RefSeq and is a predicted model, not a curated record. The transcript has 4 exons.